AUGGUUAAGAAAUCAAAUGAAGCUGAAGAGGACCCUUCAACUCUAAAAUGGUCAUGGAGACCAGAGAACAUGGACAAUUUCCUUUUGAGAGGAAAAGGCGAAUCUACAAACACACAACUCUUUGAUCAGAAAGUAGUAAGCAAUGACCAAAGUGAUUAUCUAUGGUAUAUGACUACCGUUAAGUUUAGAAAACGAGAUCCAUUUUUGGGUACAAACAUGUCUCUCCGCGUCAAUAGUACUGCUCAUGUCCUUCGUGUUUUUGUCAAUGGAAAACAUAUUGGGAGUCAACACGCUGAAAAUGGAAAAUUUCACUAUAUUUUUGAGAAAGAUGCAAAGUUUAAGUCCGGACGUAAUGUCAUUUCUCUCCUUAGCAUAAUUGUGGGACUUCAGAACUAUGGUGCUUUCUUCGAAAGUGUUCCAGUUGGAAUCACUGGACCGAUUUCAAUUAUUGGAAGAAAUGGUGAUGAAACCAUAGUUAAGGACUUGUCUUCUCAUAAAUGGAGCUAUAAAACCGGUUUAAAUGGGUUUGAGAACAAACUCUUUAAAACGGAAUCACCGUCUAAAUGGUCAUUCCAAAGUGUACCAUUGAACCGAACCAUUACUUGGUAUAAGACUACGUUCAAGGCUCCAUUGGGAAAUGAUCCAGUUGUUGUCGAUCUUUUGGGACUUGGAAAAGGUACAGCUUGGGUCAAUGGAAACAACAUUGGACGCUAUUGGACGGCAUUCAUUUCAAGCUCUGAUGGUUGUUCUGCGAAAUGUAACUAUAGAGGGGCUUAUUAUGCGGAAAAGUGUCAGACCAAUUGUGGAGAACCUACACAAAGAUGGUACCAUGUUCCUCGUUCUUUCUUGAUCACAGAAGGAGAUAACACACUAGUUUUGUUUGAGGAGAUGGGAGGAAACCCAUCGCUUGUCAAUUUUCAAACUACUAUAGUGGGAAGUGUAUGUGCCAACGUCAAUAAGAAAAAUGUUAUUGAGCUUUCAUGCGAUAGGAAAACUAUUUCUGCCAUCAAAUUUGCCUCUUUUGGUAACCCAGAUGGAAAUUGUGGAUCUUUCGUAAAGGGAACCUGCGAAAGAAGUAAGAACGCUGUUGAUAUUCUAACAAAAGAAUGUGUCGGAAAAGAGAAGUGUUCCAUUGAUGUCACUGCAGAAAAGUUUGGAGUACCAGAUUGCAGUGGUGCUGCUAGAAGGCUCGCUAUUGAAGCUAUAUGUUAAGUGUUUUCUAGAUUUAUGGUGUUUUAUGGUAUUUCUAAAUUAUGUAGUACUUUUCAUUUUCAAAUAUUUAGUUCAAUUUACUCAUUACUGGCCUUGUGAACUUAUUCAAUAAAUGUACACAUUAUUCUUUUUCUCUUGGAAAAUCCAUGGUCAUCUUCUCAAUAAUCCCCAUUCUCUCUCGAAAAUAAGAUAAUUGUUCUCUUCAGUAUCUAUUGCUUUUCUCUUUUGUUUAUAUGUAUAUCUUUCUUAUCUACUACAUAUAUAUUCUCAUAUGAUUUUAUCUAAUCAUUAAUGAAUUCAAUGACAUUUUUAUUCUCUUGUAUAUCAAAUAUUUUUAAUGAACAUGCUUUUUUUUACCUCAAACGGCCAUUCUAUUACACAAACUUGAGGUGGUAUGGGUAACAAGACUGGAAUAGAACAACCAAUGAAAAGUAACUCCCUAUGGAUGGAUCUAGAAGUCUUAGCUAAAAAAUCUGAAAUUUGAUUACGCGCUCAUGGAACAUGAGUGAUGCAGAAAUCCGGGAAGCAUAUAUGUAGCGUCUCUAUCUUCUCUAAUUCUAUCGCAAAGCUUGGCCAAGGAUGAGGUUCCUCUAACAUUGAAAUCAGCUCCUUACAGUCCGUCACGAAGCUCUGGCAUGUUGAGUGUUGGAGCAUAUUCUCCAUUGCCCACCGCAGAGCUUCUACUUCCGAAUGCAAGGCUGAUUUCACUUCUAGUAAGAUUUCUUAUCCCUAUGAGCUGAGUAUUCCCCUACUGUCCAUCCAAACCCAUCCACAUCCACUUAAAUUGGCAGAUGCUGUCCAAGAUUCAGCUAACAAGCAUAUAUUACCCAAGCUUAUGACUUGGGGGCUGACCACAUUGUUCUCUUGUACCACUGGUUGUACCACUUCGUUCGCAUCAAACCAGGCCUGACAUUCACUCUCUGCAUAUCAGACCAACUCCAAAGGAUCUCUAUCUAUCCCCCUAAACAGUUUAUCAUUCCUAGCCUUCCGGAUAUACCAAAUUAUCCAGGGAAAAGGGUCCAUGUCUUGUUCCGACUCGAUAAUAGAGUUUUUCCUCCAUAAUAGGUAGUCCAUAUUUGUGUAGACACUUGAUACUGGAAAUACCUCUGGGCUUGUUGGAGUUGCUGAUAAGGUCCAAGCCUGUAGCGCUGGCGGGCAUUCAAAGAUGGCAUGUGUAACAGAUUGUUUUAAUUCUCCACAUCUUGGGCAAUAGUUAUCACAUCUCAUAUUGCGUCUUACUUAAUUCCUUGUUACUGCCACAUGCCCAGUUAACAACUGCCAUAUAAGAUGACAUAUUUUCGUAGGGGCCUUCAGCUUCCAAGCAAAGGCUUGAAGCUUGGUGAUACUCGGUUCCAAGAUUUUAUACUCUUCUCCCGUCUUUCAUAAAUUAUGGACCACCCAAUAUCCAGAUUUAACCGUGUAUUGGCCAUUUUUUGUGUAGCUCCAGCAAAAAGUAUCACGACGAUGAGAUGAGUUUAUGGCCAAACUUCUUAUGAGCGGUAUGUCAUCAAGAUUGACGUAGUUCUCCAAUAGUCCAACAUCCCAAUCCUUUGCUGUCUGAUUAAUGAGAUCACUGACUCUCAUAUUGGGAUGCAUAACUGGUGUAACAGGGAUAGCCGGCCUCGCUGGGACCGUUAGGAUCCAUGGAUCCUCCCACACCUUAUCAUGUUUAAUGAACAUGUUUAGAAUGAUUUCUGAUGUAAGUACAUGGAGAAACACAUUCUUCUAAGUCAAUGUAUUCUAUGUCUUUAUACCACAUUUCUCUAACUUAGACUUUUGGUUUUGAUCUUUAUCUUUGAAACUCUUAUGCAUAUUGUAUUAUAUUCUCCUUCCUAUAGAUAUUACUGGAAAUUCAAUAAAAUUUUAAGCACGGAAAAUAAAAAAUUUCAUCACGAAGACAACAUAUUUCAUAAAAAAAAUCAUUUUAUAUUAUUUCUAAAUCUUUUAAAUAUUUAAAGUCAUGCAACGACUUCUUAAAAACACAUGUAUGCCCUUUAAAUUAUGAAUUUAAGUGUAUAUAUCAUACACUUUAGAUAUACAAAGCUCUUUAGUUAUAUAAGAUUCUAUAUAUAUAAGUUUUUCCGCCUGUCACAUAUUAAUAAAUUUAUAUUUUGUUUCAUAGUCAGUAUAUGAAUAUAUACAAUGUUUCCUUGAGGAUUAAGUAGCAAAAUACAUACAUCUUUUGAGAUGUUUAGAUUUGAAAUGACCUCUAUGAAAGCAUAGUUCCCAAGUAUCACUAAAUGACAUUGGGCAUGUUUAUUUGCUCAUCUAUCAAUUCCAUCUAUAUAGUUUAUUCAGUUAUUUCAGUCAAAUGAUUCAUCUUAAUGUUGUUUGUUUAUAUUCAAAUUUUCAGUUGGAUAGAGCAUCUGAAAAGAAAUGGUUUGCUUCCUUAUUUGUUGUUAAUUUUCAUCUCUAUAUAUAGAAGUUUCAACUAGAAAAUUAACUAGAAUCGUCAUACUUUAAUCUAAAUAUAUUUAGAACUUGAUUUUGCAAUUUUUUAAAAAAAAUCAAAUUUUAUGGUUUUCAUGGUUAAUCAUUAUUUCUUUUGGUGGUUUCUUGGGAAAAUGUGAUUUUUAGGUUUUUACGGAAAUGAUAUUUUGUAGUUUUUCCAGAUAAAAAUGUAAUUUUUCAGUUUGGAGGGAGGGGUGGGUGGGAAAUAUAAUUUGCGGUUUUGACAGGAAAGUUAUUUAUUUCUUUUUUAGCAGGAAAUGUGAUUUUACGAGUUUGACAGGAAAAUAUGUGUGGGAACCAAAAUUCGCACUAUCGAAUUCGUAUGGGGAGAAAGCGUAGCUUUUACGCCUUCUCUGAGCAUCCGGGUCUCUUUGAAUACAACGACAAGUGAUCAAGCAAUAUUCGAAAAAGAGAAGGAAAAUAGUAACAAAAUUGAGAGCAAGAGAUUAAUAUGCUUAAGAUCCGGGUCUUCUCUGAGGAUCCGGGUCUCUUCGAAUACAUCGUAAGAGUGUUUGCGAUGUUACAACAGAUUGUAAAAGUCGUGGCAGCAAGACCUGUGAGCGAGUUCUCUAGUUUUGACCACCUAAACCUUAAACCUAGUUGAGUAGCAGCUCGGUAACUUAAACGAAAAUAAGCCUAAAAUUCUUUAAAUUGUAUAUCGGUGUCCGGAGAACUUAUACUAAUUGCAUAGCACCUUAAAGCUUUACAGUUGACAAAGUACCCAAUAUGUUUGAUAAUUAUAGUACCUUAAGUUCUGAUUCCCAGAAAACAAUUUAGAGAGACUAAGUGGUUUAGAUGUUUGGAAAUUAUAUAUACUAUUUCCUUUCUAAGAAAUUUGCUAACUUUUAUUUGUAUUCAGAAGUUUGAAUUGAUAUGUUAUAAAUUAAAAAAAAAA
Molecule: messenger RNA, 4558 nt
Organism: Brassica rapa (field mustard)
Lineage: Eukaryota; Viridiplantae; Streptophyta; Magnoliopsida; Brassicales; Brassicaceae
Product: beta-galactosidase 15-like
Biological process (GO): carbohydrate metabolic process
Molecular function (GO): carbohydrate binding; hydrolase activity, hydrolyzing O-glycosyl compounds
Source: RefSeq, a predicted model, not a curated record